AUGGAUAAGCAACGGAAAUUGAUGGUUGUGGAAGAUUUUGUAGAAUAUCAUCUAUUCCUGGUAUAUAAUGAAGAAACUGACACUGAGAAGCACAAACAUAUUCUGCAGCAAUAUAUAGAGCAAAUUCUAGCCCAGUUUGCUCCUCUACUGACUAAUUACAUCUGGCAAAACCAACCAUUUAACCUCAGGUUAAAAUCAAAGAAAGGUAACAUUCCUGCUCAUAUUGGUGGAAAAAACACAUUUUGGUGAUAACAUCGAAGAUGAGUGGUUCAUUGUUUAUCUAAUCAAACAAAUUACCAAAAAGUUUCCAGAACUAGUGGCUAGGGUUGAAGACAAUGAUGGAGAAUUUCUGUUGAUUGAAGCAGCUGAUUUCUUGCCCAAGUGGCUGGAGCCAGAAAAUAGCUGCAAUCGAGUGUUCUUUUACCAUGGAAAUUUGUGUAUCAUCCCUCUGCAGCAGGAUGAGGCAGACCUGCCUGACCCAUCAUCCAAUAUGACUGUACUGCAAGCUUUGAAACUACUUUCAGCACACCCAGAUGGUUUCCUGGCACCAGAGUCCAUCACAAAAGCAAUUGAAAGGCGAAUUAAAGGGUAUCCUGAAAAAAUUAAGGAAUCACUCCAUCAGGCUCAUUGCUUUGUGCCAGCUGGGAUCGCAGCGGUAAUAAAGGAGCGCCCACAGCUGUUGUCAGCAGCAGUUCAAGCAUUUUAUCUCCGGGAUCCUUUAGACCUGAAAGCCUGCCGGACCUUUUCUCACUUCUUGCCUGAGACUCGCGUGUUUACAUCGGUGACGUUUACAAAAUGUUUGUAUGCUCAGCUUCUCCAGCAGAUGUUCCAGCCUGACAAACGCAGUGGAUAUACUCUUCCUGCCCGUUCACAUCCUAAAUAUAAAGCAUAUGAACUUGGAAUGAAGCUGGCACAUGGCUUUGAGAUUCUGUGUUCGAAAUGUACUACAUCACAAAUGAAGUUCACAAAACAGCCGUAUAAGAGCUCUCUGUGGAUGGGAUUCCUUACUUCCUUGAAAAAGAAUGAUUUCUUCAAGGGUGAAAUGGAAGGGUCUGCACGAUAUUGUGAACUUCUGAAGAAAGCAGAGGUUUAUUUCCAGCAAUCACUAUUUAAGCCUAGCAGGUAA
Messenger RNA from Staurois parvus, 1126 nucleotides. The record is from the annotation of a GenBank genome assembly. Lineage: Eukaryota; Metazoa; Chordata; Amphibia; Anura; Ranidae.